This is a messenger RNA of Strongylus vulgaris, 492 nucleotides long. Lineage: Eukaryota; Metazoa; Nematoda; Chromadorea; Rhabditida; Strongylidae. The record is from the annotation of a GenBank genome assembly.
CUAACCGAAGGCUCAAUCAUGAUCUCAUAUGGGGAUGACGACUUUCGUUGGAACGCCUUUCGUUCCCAUAAGAGAGCCAAUAUCGAGAAGCCGUCACUAACACCAUGGAUGAUUACGUGUUUGCAAGCAACUAAGCUGCUUCUCUUUCUUUCAUGCAACACUUUUCUAACUGUUGGAGCGGCUGUCUCGAAGAUUAGUGUCCUUAUUCUUGCCACCAAUCUAUGGGAGAAGAGAUACACCUCGGAUCCGUAUGCUCGCAGAUGUAGCAAAGUUCCAGUUGAACGUACCCCACGAGCUGUGGCCGCAAUGUUUCUCUGCCUCAUGCUCAUCCAAACAGUCCCGGAUAUCCUGGCCGUGAUAAGAUCCUUUGCUCGCUUUUAUCGCGGCGACCGAGCCGGCAGAGUUCGAUUUUCUGUAGGUUUAACUGAUUUUGCUAUUUAUGGCGUUUGUUUUUUACGUUUUUAUGAUUAUUUACUAGUUUGUCGCGCUUGA